AGUUUGUAUUGAGAGCAAUGGAGUUUUUAGUCUCAAGUCUAUUGUCAAAGACUGGAAAAAUCGACGUGGGCCGUGUUAUACCAAAUAAGGGCCCAUCAAGCCUCUGGAGAAGAAAAAAAAGAGAGGAGAGAUUUGCUGUUACCGGUUCCCUCGUAUUUCUAGAUCUGUUCUUUCAUUUUCUUCACCUUUUAAUUUUUUUUUUUCUAAGUAGGAUGAUAUAAAUUUAGCUCCGAAUAGACCGUGAUUUGAUAGAAACUUCUAGAGAUUUGAAUUCUUUUCAGAGAAAAUCGAACAUUGAAAGGUCGUCAAAAAAAGGAUGGGAAACGCAAGGAAAGUGGAAGACGACGACAACAACAACUCUUCAUCAUCAUCAUCAUCGCUGUUAAUAGCAGCAACCAUGUGCAUAAUCGGAUUGCAAGUUCAUGUUCACGUCAAGGAUGGUUCCGUCUUUUCUGGGAUUUUCUUCACCGCUUCCGUCGACAACGGCUUUGGCAUUGUUUUGAAGAAUGCAAGAAUUACUAAGAAGGGGACAAGUAAAUCCAAUGUAGCAAGCGGGACUGUGGUCGAUACACUUGUUAUUCUGUCUUCCAAUAUUGUUCAAAUUGUUGCGGAAGGAGUCUCGCUUCCAUCGAAUGUUAGAACAUGCAAUAAUGAGGUCGGAUCAGCCACAGAAACAUUACCUUCUGAGCCUCGUUUAUGUGCUGCAAAUGUUUCCACUCAAGGAAGGGGAUAUAAUCAUAAGAGGCAGGCUGGAGCCAAGAUUUUGAAGCCUAGUGUACAAAUUCCAGACAUUCAUCAAGAGGAUAAUAUUGAUAUCCAAAGCUCAAGUUCUAGCUUGGAUAGCAUAUCCGAACGAGUUAAACCCAUAGAAGAAGAUAACUUGAUGCCGGAACCUUUUAGUAAUGGUUUUCACGAUGCUUCUGAAAGGCCCUCUUCAACUGACAAUUCAUCAUCACAAAGUACAACUUUUGAUGACACCUCGGAAUUGUGUCGGGGUAGAAUGGCAUCUUCAACUGCAUCAGUACCUAUCCAGGCCGUCAAAAAGGCUAAGGAGUUCAAGCUGAAUCCAGAGGCAAAGAUUUUUUCUCCGUCUUAUACAAAAAGGCUUUCACCGUCUCCAGUUGCUGUGCCUGAUGUUGGAAAUAUUGCUUAUAUACCAAGCAACACUCCCAUGCUACCAGUUCCUGAAGCUAUUUACCCAGGAGUUGGAAACAAUGCUUAUGUGCCGCAAGCACCUCCACCUUCUAAGUUUGUACCAUAUGGUAAUUUGACUGCUGGACAUGCUGUCAGCGGAUUUCAAUUUCCUCAACACAUGAUUGGACCUACCGUUAACAGGGCACAGCCUCAGAGAUUCACCUCUCAGUACCAUUCUGUUCAAACUGCACCGAUGCUUGUAAAUCCAAGUCCUCAGGUUAUAUUUCAUGGAGGUGAUGGUUGCAAGAUCGGGGCAGCUUGUAUAUGUCCAAUCAGUUUCUCAGGAUCUGGUUCAAGGAACACCGCCUCUCUCACCUAUGCUCUCUCGUCCUCUACCUACUGCACAACAUGUCCAAUACCUGAAGCAUCACGGUGUAGUAGCAGCUGGCCAGCUGCUACCGCUAUGUGUCUCCCAACCGUUCACGACUGGUGGACCGCAACCUUAUGGCAUUCCCACCCAAUUCCCGGUUAUGGAGCAGCCUCCUUUUCCCACAAAUCAGCCAAUGACAUUUGCAGUUGCUAAUGGUUUCUACACAAAGUUUCCAUAAACAAAGUCUCAUUGUUUUUGGUUUAAAUACCUUUAUUCUUUACCUCUCCAACCUAAUAAGGGUUAAGAAGGUCCUAGUUUUUUCCUAUUUUUGGGUUUUGUAUUAUUUUGUUUUGGGUGUUUUGCUCUGUUUUGGCUUAUUAUAUUGGGGGGGUUUUCAUUGGUCUAUCGAUUUGAAUUGGGUAAAAACAGUUGUGGAAUGUGAAAACAAUAUGAUUCUUUGGAAAAGUAUAGCAGAUCACAUAUUGGUGAUCUCAAUAAAUUGCACUGGAAGAGAAA
Messenger RNA from Arabidopsis lyrata subsp. lyrata, 2020 nucleotides. RefSeq lists its product as uncharacterized. The record is from RefSeq and is a predicted model, not a curated record. Lineage: Eukaryota; Viridiplantae; Streptophyta; Magnoliopsida; Brassicales; Brassicaceae. Bases 317 to 1717 code for a protein of 466 amino acids. Gene Ontology annotation, biological process: cytoplasmic stress granule assembly. Gene Ontology annotation, molecular function: RNA binding. The transcript has 11 exons. Gene Ontology annotation, cellular component: cytoplasmic stress granule.